Ilex paraguariensis (yerba mate) is the source of this 873-nucleotide messenger RNA. The record is from the annotation of a GenBank genome assembly. Lineage: Eukaryota; Viridiplantae; Streptophyta; Magnoliopsida; Aquifoliales; Aquifoliaceae.
AUGUCAGCCACCAGUAAACUAUCAGCACCACCACCGUCUACGGUGGAGAAGAAUUUACCGACGAUCAUAGUCCGUUCAGUCUGGUCCGACAAUCUUGAGUCCGAAUUCUUUUUAAUCCGACAGAUCAUCGACCAGUACCCUUACGCAUCCAUGGACACAGAGUUCCCGGGGAUUGUCAUCCGGACCGCCUCCUCCUCCACAGUCCGCGAUGGCAGUUCUUUGGCCAACUACUUGAUGCUCAAAGCCAACGUCGACUUGCUAAAUCUCAUACAAGUUGGCCUCACUCUCUCUGACUCCGCCGGCAAUCUACCCGAUCUCGGCACAAGCCACCGGUUCGUCUGGGAAUUCAACUUCUCCGACUUCGACUUGUCACUUGAUUUUCACGCCUCCGAUUCCAUCCAAUUAUUGCGCCAGCAAGGCAUAGAUUUCGAGAAGAACAAGGAAUUCGGCAUAAGUUCAUCCAACUUCGCCAAGUUGAUGAUGUCAUCGGGACUCGUGUGCAAUGACUCAGUGAGUUGGGUCACGUUCCACAGCGCUUACGAUUUCGGGUACUUGAUCAAAAUCUUGACUGGAAAGCCCUUGCCAGCGGACUUGCUGGCGUUCUUGGAUUUAUUGAGGGCUUUUUUCGGUGAUAGGGUUUAUGAUGUGAAGUACCUGAUGAAGUUCUGUAACAGUUUGUACGGUGGGUUGGACCGGGUGGCGAGGAUGCUUAAUGUGGACCGGGCGGUCGGGAAGUGCCACCAGGCCGGUUCUGAUAGCUUGCUCACUUGGCAGGCGUUUCAGAAGAUUAGGGAGGUUUACUUCUGCUCCAGAGAUGGGAUGCUUGAGAAGUAUGCCGGUGUACUUUAUGGUUUAGAAUUUUCUGAAUUUUAA